Messenger RNA from Hydra vulgaris (swiftwater hydra), 390 nucleotides. NCBI's taxonomy places the organism in Eukaryota, Metazoa, Cnidaria, Hydrozoa, Anthoathecata, Hydridae. The record is from RefSeq and is a predicted model, not a curated record.
AAUUAAAUAUAUUUUAAAAAAUGGGUCGAACAGUAAAAAAAUCCAGCAAAAUAGAACCACGGGAAAAAGAAAAGUACACUGUUCAAAGCAGUUUAAGACAAUCUCUAUAUCUAUUAAAAUAUCCCAUAAAUGAGCUUCCAGGCAACCAGCUGCCCAGUGUCAAAAAUAUCUUGCAAUACUUUCACUUUUUGAAAUCUUCAAGGAGCACCAGAUUUAAGUCCAGCAAAGAAAUUAUUGCCUGUCCAACAAAAACAGGAACCAGAAGUCUAGUUUGCCAGUAUAGAGCAUGCAAAAUAUCAACCAAUAGAUGUGUAACUUCAGCUGUUACUGACAUCUGGAUAAAAGCUGGUUUUGCGUGCAACAUUAUUAGUGGAAGAUCUGUUAGGUAAA